Heterocephalus glaber (naked mole-rat) is the source of this 2963-nucleotide messenger RNA. The record is from RefSeq and is a predicted model, not a curated record. Lineage: Eukaryota; Metazoa; Chordata; Mammalia; Rodentia; Bathyergidae.
UGGACACUAGGUUCAGAGGCUACAGGGGCAGGGGAAGGGCACAUGUACAUGAUCCUGGGGUGGGGGUUGGCCAUGCUGGGCCAUAGAACUCCUGUCUCCCUUCUCAUCCUUACCUCUUCCCCUGAGCUUGCAAUCUGCCUUUCUAUGAGCAGAGGGGUGAUAGGGUUCACUACAGGAUCUCUGGAGAAAGUUGGGGCCCAGGAAUGGGCAGGAGGAACACACACACUUCCCCAGAGGAUAAGACUCUCAUCGAUGUUAACCAUUACCCUCUGAGUUCCAAGGCAGCGUCUUCAAGGAGGCGGGACUUGAGAGGGGGUAGGUGGGAGGGUCAGCUGGUUACAAUGGACCUUGUCCCUUGUCUGAGCACUGGGUCACUGAUCCAACUAUGGAGGCAGCUGCAGGUAGGAGGCUGGGAGAUAUCCUCUGGUGGGCACUUAGGGCAAUUGGGGUUGGUGGGCAGGUUGGGAGGCUUUGGGAUUAGUGGAUACCUGAUGCUGGGGCUUGGAACCCCGAGGCAAAUACACAGCAGUUAUGAGGAAAGAAGUGAGUUGACAUUUCUGUCUACCUGGUCCACACCCUGCACUGAUAUGCUUGGAUUUAUGAGCCAGGACUUGGAAGGGGAGGGGGAAGACACAACAGCCCUGUUCGUAUGGCAUUAGUAAAAAGGGAAGACCCUUUUGGAGCAGAACAGAGGGGGCCAGAACUGGGUUUAGGGUUCCCCAAGUCCUCUCAGUUUAUGACCAUAGAAGAGGUGUGUGUGUGUGAAAGAGGAAUUGCCUUUCCUUUCACCCACUUCUUUGUCCAGUAGAUCUUCAGGACACGGCAUCAUUAACUGUGUAAGUGACACAAUGGUUGGGGAAAGGGGGGAAGAAACUGAAGGUAGGGUGGGUCUUCAGUGUCAUUAACACUUAAGACAGAGCCUAGGACUUAAGUCCAGCUUCCAGCUUCUCUUACCUUUCCUGCCUCCUUGCAGGAAGUUUAAAUUUAACCCAAAGUUGGGCAUUGACAAUCCGGUCCUCUCCCUGGCCGAAGACUACAACUGCUCUGGGGUACCCUGGCAGGAGGCAACAGCUGCCAGUCAUGCCAUGGACCUGUACUUGGGCUGUGCCCCCUCCCCUUCCCCUUCCCUGCUGCCUACAUUCCCCUCCAGAUCCCUGGAAUUUGCAUCGGCCUCGCUUCUGUCUGUUGAGCAAAGAGGAAGGCAGGAGUUUUGGUUUUCACCUUCAGCAGCAGCUGGGCAGGGCUGGGCAUGUGGUGUGCAGAGUGGAGCCAGGCACCUCUGCCCACUGCCAAGGUCUCCAGGAAGGAGAUCAGAUUCUGGCAGUGAACAACAAUGUUGUGGAGCACGAGGACCAUGUGGUGGUGGUGCGUCACAUCCGGGCCAGCGGUCCCCGGGUGUUGCUGACAGUCUUGGCGAGGCAUGUCUAUGAUGCAGUCCGAGCUCAGCAGGGGAACGAUACCCACCUCUGUCCUGUCCUAGGCUCAGGGGUCCGGCCCCGGCUGUGCCAUGUAGUGAAAGAUGAGGGUGGCUUUGGCUUCAGUGUCACUCACGGAGCUCAAGGUCCUUUCUGGCUGGUGCUAAGUACAGGGGGAGCAGCUGAACGGGCAGGGGUGCCCCCUGGGGCCCGGCUGCUGGAAGUGAAUGGAGUCAGUGUGGAGAAGUUCACUCAUUACCAGCUCAGCAGGAAGCUUUGGCAGAGUGGAAAGCAGGUGACUCUGCUGGUGGCAGGGCCAGAGGUGGAGGAUCAGUGUCGCCAGCUGGGAAUGCCCCUAGCUGCACCCCUGGCAGAAGGCUGGACACUGCCUGCCAAGCCCCGUUGUCUACACCUAGAGAAGGGGCCCAAGGGCUUUGGGUUCCUGCUCCGGGAGGAGAAGGGCAUUGAUGGCCGACUUGGGCAGUUCCUUCGGGAGGUGGACCCAGGACUGCCAGCUGAGAAGGCUGGGAUGCGGGCAGGGGACCGGCUGGUGGCUGUGGCUGGGGAGAGUGUGGAGGAGCUGGGCCACGGGGAGACUGUAUCCCGGAUCCGAGAGCAGGGCUCUCGUGUUUCCCUCACUGUCGUCGACCCUGAGGCUGACCGCUUCUUCAGCAUGGUUCGCCUGUCCCCACUCCUCUUCUUGGAGAGCACAGAGCCUGCUGCCUCCCCGAAGGCCACUGACUUGACCUCUCCAGUUGAGACUGAGAACCGACCAGUGGAACACAAAGCUGGGUCUCCUGGUCCUCCUGGCUCCUGCCAGUGCUUCCUGUACCCUGGGCCUGGUGGUGGCUAUGGCUUCCGACUCAGCUGUGUGACCAGUGGGCCUUGUCUCUUCAUCUCUCAGGUGACCCCUGGAGGCUCAGCUGCCCAGGCAGGGCUGCAAAUGGGAGACGUGGUUCUGGAGGUGAACGGGUAUCCCGUGGGUGGUGAUAGUGACCUGGAAAGGCUUCAGCAGCUGGCUGAAGCUGAGCCACCCCUCUGCCUGACGCUGGCAGCCAGGUCUCAAGAGGGCUUGGAAGCCUGGAUUCCCCCAGGGUAUGGAGAGGACCGGGCUCUGGCCUCAGAUCUGCUGUAGAACAGCCCUACUUGGCACAGAUCUAUGGAGCAGCUUUCCCAUUUCCAUUCUGCUCAGAGUGGGAGCUGGAGGACUCCAAGGCACCACCGACAGGACUGCCCAGGGCUCCUUCCCCUCCCAUGGGCUCCCUUCCAGCUGAGAAUGUGGUCAGAGGCCAUGUGAAGAAGGCCCAUGAAGAGGCCUGAGGCUCCAGGGAAUGCUGUGGGAACUUCAGAGAGCUGCACACCAGGAUGAAGCUCCUGAGGAGGGGCGCUGUGGGGCUGGCAAGGAUUAAAACCAUUUGGAAGCUGACUACGGUGUGGUACAAGAAUUCAGAGACUAGUUACACCCUCCCUUGUGGACACCUGAGAAUUGUAAGGGCGGGUGCCUAGUUACUACCAUGUCCAGUUAUAGGAAUGGCCUUUUCUUGUAAA